AUGUUCGCCAAAAUAUUUGUUACGUUAUUAGCCUUCAGCUAUUUUACAGUAAUAUUCAGUUAUCCUGAUGUAGAAACUGGUAACAGCAAUGGGUCUUUUUAUUAUUUUGCAUACGGCAGUAAUUUGUUGGCGAAGAGGAUACACAUUAAAAAUCCGUCUGCAGUUUUUUACAGUCCGGCUAAAUUGGCGAACCACAGACUAGACUUUAACGUUUACGACCCACUUUGGAAUGGAGCUGUGGGUACUAUAGUUGAAGAUGAAGAAAAAGAGGUCUGGGGCAGUCUUUGGACAAUCGAUAUCAACCAAAUGAAAUAUCUAGACGAGCAAGAAGAUCUAAACUGGUACCGAGUUAAAAACGUAACUGUGACUAAACCUGAUGGAACGGAAGUAUUGGCAAGAACGUAUCAGGAAAUCGACAAUCCUAGCAAAACUGAAAACGGCAAGGAUUUACCACUGGACAGACGUCCUUCCAGUACCUAUUUAGAGGUAAUAGCUCUGGGCGCAAUUGAGUCACACCUUCCUGCAGAAUAUGUUGGAUUUAUCUUUGCAUUCCCCACUAAUGGAAAAUUGGCAUCUACACAGAUUAGAAAUCAACUAGGUUACCCUUGUCCCAGUGAAGAAACUACUGAGCCCAAUGGAUACUUUUAUUAUUUCGGAUACGGCAGCAAUUUAUUAGCGAAGAGAAUACACAUCAACAAUCCAUCUGCGGUGUUAAUCAGUGCAGCCAAACUGCCGAAUUACAGAUUAGACUUCAUUAACCUCGGAGAUACUAAAGAAACUUGGAAUGGUGCUGCAGCAACGAUAGUUGAAGAUGAUGAAACGGAGGUCUGGGGCAGCCUUUGGAGGAUCGACAUCGACCAAAUGAAUAAUUUAGACCAGCAAGAAUAUCCAUAUUACUUUGCUAAAAAUGUGACGGUGACAAAACGUGAUGGAACAGAAGUGUUGGCUCGAACUUAUAUAGGAAAGACGGCCCCCAACAAAUUGAAAAAAGGAGAGGAUUUGCCUUCUGAGAGACGUCCUUCCAACACCUACUUAGAGGUACUAGCUCUCGGUGCUAUAGAGUCGCAUCUUCCAGCGCAGUAUAUAGGUUUUAUUUUCUCAUUCCCUACCAACGGACAGAUGGCUGCUAUUGGAAAAAGAAAUCAACUAGGAUAUCCUUUUUAA
This is a messenger RNA of Arctia plantaginis, 1164 nucleotides long. NCBI's taxonomy places the organism in Eukaryota, Metazoa, Arthropoda, Insecta, Lepidoptera, Erebidae. The record is from the annotation of a GenBank genome assembly.